CCAAUUAUACAUUGAAACUUGAAAGUGAUUAUUAGGUAGAAAUUAGAGUGUCAAGAAAUACCAUUUUAAUUUCAAUUUGGUCGAGCAAAUCUUGCAAUUAGUGAUGGCUCAGGCAACAUUUACGGCUCAUGACCAAGAAAUGGAGUACUUCCCGCUUGUGAGCGGCCAUAAAAUACCGGCGGUGGGAUUGGGUACUUGGAAAUCUGCUUCUCAAGCUAGAAGCUCUGUCUUCACUGCCAUCGCCGAGGCUGGUUAUAUGCAUGUGGAUACAGCAGCACAAUAUGGUGUACAAGAAGAGGUCGGUCGUGCACUUAAAGCAGCCAUGCAUGCAGGCAUAGAGAGGAAGCAUAUCUUUGUCACUUCAAAGCUAUGGUGUACUGACUUAUCUCCAGAAAGUGUUCGACCUGCUAUAAACAAUACUCUUCGAGAACUUCAGCUUGACUAUCUCGACCUCUAUCUUAUUCAUUGGCCAUUUCACUUGAAAGAUGGAGCUAGUAGGCCACCUAAGGCAGGGGAGGUAACGGAUUUCGACAUGAAAGGUGUAUGGAGGGAAAUGGAAAAGCUCGUGGAGGAAAAACUUGUUAGGGACAUUGGUGUUUGUAAUUUUACAAUCAAGAAGCUUAACAAGCUGCUUGAUAUUGCUCAAAUAAAGCCGUCAGUUUGCCAGGUGGAAAUGCACCCGGGAUGGAGGAACGACAAAAUGCUCGAGACUUGCAAGAAAAAUAGCAUACACGUCACGGCAUAUUCACCGUUGGGGUCACAAGAUGGAGGACGAGACCUGGUGCAUGAUCCCGUGGUAGAUAAGGUGGCAAUGAAGUUGAACAAGAGCCCUGGCCAGGUUUUGGUCAAAUGGGCCUUACAGCGAGGAACCAGUGUUAUACCAAAAUCAACCAACCCUGAUCAUCUCAAAGAGAAUGUUCACGUCUUCGAUUGGGUAAUACCCGAGCAAGAUUUUGAAGCUCUUUGCACCAUUAAAAACCAGAAGCGUGAGUUGGAUGGGGAAGCUCUGUUUGUUAACAAGCGUGAUGGACCAUUUAAGAGUGUUGCUGAUUUAUGGGACCAUGAAGAUUAGAGCAUCGACUUUUUCUGUUUCCUUAAAUACCCUCUAAACUUUAAGUUAAUUGUUCAUAUGCAUGAGUUCAUCUAGAAGAGAGUCAUGGAGCUAAUAAGCGACAUUCAAUUUUUGCGGGUUUAUAUGCAUUGCAAUAAAAUGUGAUAUAUGUUGUUGAACAUGUAAGUACACUCACAAUCUUUAAUGAGAUAAAACCAAUUAAUAAUUGAAUAUUUGAA
This is a messenger RNA of Chenopodium quinoa (quinoa), 1290 nucleotides long. Its product is annotated as aldose reductase-like. Gene Ontology annotation, molecular function: aldose reductase (NADPH) activity. The transcript has 8 exons. NCBI's taxonomy places the organism in Eukaryota, Viridiplantae, Streptophyta, Magnoliopsida, Caryophyllales, Amaranthaceae. Bases 104 to 1072 code for a protein of 322 amino acids. The record is from RefSeq and is a predicted model, not a curated record. Gene Ontology annotation, cellular component: cytosol.